CGUCAAGCGAGAUUUGGCUACGUUAGUUCACGUUAUUACGAUUUGCAAAGAAAAACAAUCGCAAUUUUAUGCGUUAAAACACAUUUUUUGAUACACGACUGUCAAAACAUUUCCUUUUGACAAAAAUGAAUUUAAAGUCAUUGUUGGGCUGUGGAUAGGUGCAGAUGCAACUUAAAGAAAUUCGGAAGUCAUUACUUAAAGAAAGUUAUUUGUUGUAAGUCAUGGAGACAGUUGACUACAGCCAGACAGCAGAAGAUCAUCAAACAUUUCUUGUACUUAUUAAACCAACAGGAAAAUUGUUAUCAUGGAAGCAUUUUUCACGAUGUUGGGACCGCAUUUGUCAGUUGGACUGUGUAGCCGUACCUGGUCAAAAGCGUGAUAUGUAUAUACGCUAUAAACGAGCAUACACGAAAGAAAGUAAUGAAUGGGGCGAUUUUCAGGCUCACAGGAAAGCAAUGGGCUUAAUUUCUAUUGGACGUUGCUCAACGGAAGCAGAAUUUGAGGAAUUGUUUGAAAGCUACAAGAAAGAAAAAGAACGUUACGCAGAUACAUUGUAUAAUUCCAGACUGGUCGUGUUCGGUAUGAACACAGACGGGACGGAAAUAAAUGAACAGCAGCAGAAAUCCUUCAUGAUUGAAGGCAUGUCACCCCCAUUGACUUUCAAAAUUGAUUCUGAGAAAAGUGAAACCACUGACCGUUCAGACUGUGAUAAAGGAGAUGGAACUAUUACCCCUGAAAAUAAAAAGAGUAACGGACAGGUUGGUGAUGCGGAACAACUAGAUGACCCUUUGAGAAAGUCGUUAGAUGAAAACACAGAAAUGUCAAAGAAAGUCGAAAACGGGACUGGUUCACCGAAAAAGGAAUUGAACGAUACUAGUUCACAGAUUACUUUUAUUAGACAAAAGACUGAAAAAGUUGAUAAAAGUAUUGAAUCAGUAAAGCAAUCUGUGACGAGAACACCUAGUAAUAAUAGUUUAAGAGACAAACCAGGUUCGGAAGUGGUAUUUUACCCGAGUGUUGAUAUGUGUGAUGGUUUAGAGGAAAGUGUUCGAGAAUUUGUGACAUCUCUUUUCUUUGUCCUUGAAGGGAAAAGAUUAGACAGGUCAUUUGAACGUCUUGACAAGUCGCAGUUAUUGUGUGCACCAUUUGAGAAGAAAGACUUUGUGGGCGUUGAUCCGGACACCAAGUCAUACAAGAAGAAAUGUCAAGGUCGAUUAAGAAAGCACUUGGCUGACCUCAGUUUGCUAGCUGGUCUACCGGGGGAAGCCAUGUUACAUUAUAGCACCGCUAUAGAUAUUCUGAAACCAGUCAAUGAUUGGCUAUGGAUGGCAGGUUGUUAUGAAGGACUUUGUGCAGCAUCUGUAGUCACUACUCUCCGAAACUCUCAGAUGACCACGAUUCGAAGAAACCAGUCUUUCUCUGUGAAACGAGGAGUUGCUGGCCUUGAAAAGCCGAAACCAGGUAGUAAAAUACAUAGUUACUCAAAUGGUUUACAAGAACUUCCAGAGGUGACGAGUAAAUCUGGUCUCAACCCUGAUGAUAUGAUUGAAAAAUACAAAGAUGCUCUUAUGUUUUACAGCAAGUACAAGAAUGCAGCUGUGAUAGAGAUGGAAGCUAGUUUUAAAGCUUGUCGUGUUCUUCUUUUACAUAGGAAAUAUUUACAAGCAUCAGAUUUCCUACAGAAUGUUGUGUACAUUAACCUACAGUUGAGUGAUGAAGAUAGGAUUAACCGAUACAGUACGUUAUCAACGCUAUAUGCUCAAAUAGGAUUCAAAAGAAAGGCAUCAUUCUUCAAACGAGUGGCAGCCAUGCAGUGCGUGGCCCCUCAAAACCCUAAACCAAACUGGGUUGUUUGUCAUCAGUUACUGGUUCAAGCUUUAGAGGGUUACAGGAUAUACCUCGACCCUUCUGAUUCAACAACAAAACCAGGAUAUAUGAAUGGCUGGCCAGUGUUACAGAUGAGGGUGUUACAUGAGUUAAUAUACUCCGCUCGGAGAAUGGGCAAUGUUUCUCUAGCUAUAAGGUACAUGACAAUCUUACUGCACACCCAGCUACAGUAUAUGACAGUACAGGAGAAACGCGAGCUGGUGGCGAGCCUCGAGAACUUCACCUCACAGCAUGAGGGGACCACACAGCCACUGGCCCUAGACUCUGGUGUGAUUGUACCCCAUGUCCCACUUCUCACUCUUCCACUUGUCAAAUCAUUCAAACUAAUGCCACUUCAAAAUCACCUAGAACCAAAGAAAUUACAGUCCGUACAGGUGGUGCCAGAUAAUGUGUUUAUAUUUACACCACUUAACAUCGGUGCAACUGAUACUGGUGCUUUAAAAACUCAUAUGGAUUUUAAAUGGGUAGAAGGCGACAUGGCCGAGGUACAGUUGCAAGUCAGUAAUCCCAUGCCCGAUGAACUGAAGCUAUCUCAGAUUACGCUGAUCACUGAGGGUGUAGAGAUCGAAUCUGUCCCAACUGCUCCCAGCAUUCCCGCCGAGUCCGGAUCAUAUCUUGUUAAAAUAUUGGUGCGGCCCACGUCAACAGGCGAUCUUAAAAUACUAGGUUACAGCACUAAGGUAUAUGGUGCAAAAAGCAAUUGUCGUUUACGAGACUGUGCAACAUUUCCGGAGUCAUUUUUCACAGUGACGGUGAUUCCAGCUUUACCUCAAAUAAACUUGACAUCUUCUCUGCCAAAAUCUGCCAACUUCCUCUCAUUCGGAGAGGAGUUUAACAUGGUGACAAGUGCGACAGCUGUAUUGUAUAUGGGACAAAGUUCAGAGUGUACAGUGACAUUACAGAAUAGUGGUAAACUUCCAGUUGAACUGGUUAAUGUCAGUCUCGAAUCUACCCGCGACAAUAAAGAUUAUGUUUGUGAUGUUUUUAAAUGGAAUAAAGAGAACAUUGAUUCUCAGCUGCCUCUACAAGUAUCUCAACUACUUUGCUUUAACUUAGCCAUAAAUGCUGUUGGUGAAUUUCUCUUGUCAUCCAAAGGUUGUGUGAAAACUUCAUCAGACAGUUUGAACAGGGGCAUUAGUUUGGAAGGGAAAGUUUAUGAUGUUCACCUGCAGGUUGUGGAGACGAUAUUAAAGGUGGAGUACUCUGGACGACCUGGAGUAGACGAAGAGUUCUGUAGAUGUUGCUCAAUUGCCUUUAGUGUAGAUAUUUUGCCUUCUGUUGUGUUCCAUAAAUGGGAUGUUAUGUUAUCUGAGAGCUCCGAUCAUUGUUAUUUACUGUUUGAUCUACAGAACAUAUCUGAUCAUGAUUUAGAAAUUCAUCAUUCUAACCAGUGUGUGUACCUUAAACAUGAACAAAUUAAAAGGAUAUGUAUAGAGAUAGAGCGUAGUGAACCAAAGCUGUUUGACGGAGAUGUACACUCUAGUGUUCAAUUUAGUCAAUUCCUAGCCACAUUUGUAGACAUUAGAUGGGAAAUUGUAUCCUUUCAAUCAAACAAACAUACAAUAGUUCAUGAUGUGAUACAGAAAGUUUGGGAUAAAAUUUCUUUAACUUUGGUUCAGCCAUCUUUAUCUGUAAGUGGUAAAGUUUGUAUAGACAACUUAUUGUGGACACCUGAACAACAACAACUAGUUUACAUAUCACCUGUUUCCUGGGAUGUUCGAUUGAACGGUCAGCUGAUUUCUCCGUUACAUAUAGGCUCGCUGGAGUAUAAGUUAGGACAAAUGGUAAAAGUGGAUGUAGAAGUCAAUGUAAAGCCAGAAUCUGACCUGGAGAAUGACGAUGCAGUUUUAACAGUAUAUUGUUGUCAACAUUGUGAUAAUGGGACGGUUAAUUAUAACACUGACAAUUAUGUGUGUACUAUAGGCUCACAGGCACUAGUCAUUCCAAAGAUAUCAGUGGAGGACACUAUUUCACAUUCCUGCAUGUUUAUGUUUACCUGUAGUGGGUUCUACAAAUUUGAAAUAAAAAUGCUGGUAAAAGGUCAAGCCAAGGGCAAAGGUCAAGGUCAUUCAGAGGUCAAAGUGGAGUCACUGCCAGAGUCUCGCACAUAUAAGUGUUCAUCUGUGAUAGAAGUUAAUAUAGUUGAUUAAAUAUAGUUAGAUUCUUAUACAUCAUUUCAUAAUUACACACCCAGUAAACAACAGAGCUAUCUCUAUCUUAGGUAUACCAUUUAUCACUCUGUCUCAACUUCAAAGUUAGUGCAUGUCACCAAAUUGAAGUGUCAACAAAGGUAACGUGUUGUCUAAUGUUAUAUAUUUUUGCAAACUCUAUAUCAAAUAUCUAAAAUAGAAGAAUGCUAUAUGAUGUAGAUUUGGAAAAAUGUCUUCAGGAAACUUAAAUUUUGAUGAUAGUUAUUUACCAUAUACCUUUGAAAGAGAUAGCUCUGUUGUUUACCAGGCAUGAAAAAUAAAUCCUGAACUUAAAGGGAACUCCCAAAGGGAACUCCCACUGAGGUUUUUUGACGUGAAGGUGCCGACAAUAUUUUUUCAAGAUUUUUGUAUAACUAGAUGUAUGUGUAGACCAAUAACUCAUGUACAAGAUUUCAGAUCAUUCGCUCACUCCUUUUCCCAGAAAUAAUUAUUUUUAUUGUGGCCCAAAAAAUAAAAAACGUUGCAACACUUUUCAUUCAAAUUGGCAAAAAGAAUCACAUAAAACUUGAUUAUCAAUGUAAUACCGUGUAUAAUUAUAUAUUAUUUAUUGCUUGGUUUUAAAUUUAAUUGUACCAGUUGAUUUAAGAAAGAAUUUCAAAUUUUUUUUAUUUUAGGCUAUUAGACCUCAGUGGAGUUCCUUUAAGGUCAGAAAACAGAAAAAAAAGGGAUCAGAUCAAAAUUGACAGACUGCCAUUGGUUAAUUUCACAUUUUAAAAUUUGAAUUCAACCAAUCAGAUUCUAGAAUUUUAGACUGGUCUCUGUUCUCAAGUUAAGUAAUGAUGGGACACAGUCUAUGACACUGUUGUAUAUUGUUUUGUUAUACUGCUAGUAAUGUUUGUUAUUGUUUAGCAUAAUGUGAACUGUUUUAUGUGGUUAUUGUAAACUAAGAUAUCAUUUAAAUCUCAUGUGAGCCGUCAUUUCAUAAAAGCAUACACAACUUCAUUUCGUAAAUUGACUUUCCCAGCUUCCUUUUUUUGGAACAGUUCACUAUUAAACUGUUUCAGUGCCUGUCUGUGAUUGAUUUUUCUACAAUGAUUAAAUGCUGAAUAUUCACUACUUCAAUGAUAAAGAAUUUUCACUUAUAUUCCACGGACAGUUAGCUGUUUUGUUUUUUGUGUGUAAAUUUUUGUAGCUAGUUUCAUUUGUCAUUUUAAAUUGUAUAAUUAUUUAAGUUGAUUAUGUUAGGUUUAUCAAAGGGUAUGUAUUACAGACAUGCAGUUAUUUUCACUGUAUCAUGCUUUCUUGGCUCAACUAUUGGAAGUCGGCAUCACACUUCUUUGAAGGUUAUGCUUGCAAGCAGUUAUCUCCAUAACUACUGAAGCGAAUGAGUUGAAACUAAUACACAUAUUUUAGAGCAUAAUAGGAGGUCACUGUGUAACUCUAAUACAGAUUUUGACAGAAUUAUGGCCCUUUUUGCUCUUGCGAUACUAUGAAGCAUUAAGAAUAGUUGAGCAUGCUGUCUCACUGACAGCUCUUGUUUGAUUUUAUAUGCAGAAAGCUUACUAUACAAUUAGCUUGAAAAAAGCACAACUCCAAAGUACUUCUUAUUUCUAUGAAAAUUAAGAAUAUCUAUGAAAAAGUUAAGAUGUUGUCAAGUAAACUGUUUAGUUUAAAAUGCAUUUAAUUACCUGGUUAAGUAUAUAAAAAUGGAUAGAAAUCACACAUUGAAAGUCUCACUGACAGAACACACAUUUACUGACGGGUACAUUAUAUUGCCAACGUAUUUUUGUGCUUUUACCUGUAGCAUUUCACUGCAGUAUUUUAUUCCAAUUCUUCAUUAGCUACCCCUUUUGUAAACUUGGACAAAUUUACCACACCAUUUCUAAAACAGCCUUUAUUUAAACUUUAGUAUUAGAAAAAUUAAUUUCUUUUUUAUUUGAAUUGAUUUUUGUUUUUAUUACAAAUGAUUUAAAUAGAGGAUGUUGAACGAGUGUAUAUUCAAUUCUGAAUUUAUUGAACAAGUUGAAUACAAUUAUUUUAGUCCCUGGCAAGGGUAAUACUUUUUUUCAACCAGUUCAAUAGUUUUUGUAAUGAAGCUACACAAAUAUAAUAUUCUAUUUAGCACAUAUCCAAAUAAGUAACAUUAACAGUAAAAAAAAGUCACUUUUUCAUUGAUUGCUUUAUAGUAUAAUGCAAAUUGCAAUAUUGUAUAAUCAUGUUUUGUUGACAAAUAUAAAGUGUUUUGUAAUUCUGACAGUGAAAGGGUUAAUGGUAAAAUUAAGUUAAAUGUUAAGUAUUUAGCUUGACUAUUCAAAGAAUAAGGAGAGCUAUUGUUCUCGACCCAGCGACCAGUGACAUCCCAGUGCCUGUGAUGCUGUCACUCUUUGGUUAAGUUUUUAUGUGCAAUCUCCAAAACUACUAAAGGGAAUUGGUUGAAACUUCACAUACCUGAUCUCUGUGAUAAUGUAAAAUGAUGGACACAGGUCUUAGUUACCUUUUUACAGAGUUAUGCCCCUUUCCCUACUGUACAGCACUAAGAAUAGUCAAGUUCAUUCUUUUUGUUCAAUCAACAGCUCUUGUUCAAUAGUUAAUACAUAGUAUAAUAAAACAAGUUUAAUUAAAGCAUUGAAAUAUUGUAUUUUUACGGGUUAGUGCAAUGAAUUAUUAGACAUAUAUAUAUUUAAACAUAGAAAUGAGAGUGCUUACUGUUUGAUUUAUAUAAAUAUUUGUUUGUAAAUAUAUGAGCCAUGUCACGACAAAACCAACAUAGUGCAUUUGCGACCAGCAUGGAUCCAGACCAGCCUGCGCAUCUGCGCAGUCUGAUCAGGAUCCAUGCUGUUCGCUUACAAACCCUAUUACAAGUAAAGAAACUUAUAGCGAACAGCAUGGAUCCUGAUCAGACUUCGCGGAUGCGCAGGCUGAUCUGGAGUCAUGCUGGUCGCAAACCCAUUAUGUUGGUUUUGUCGUGACGCGGCUCAUAUAUUCACUGAAGUAUGUAGCAUAUUUUUCAUAGAUGUUAAGUAAUCAAGUGUUAGGGUAAACCAAUGCAACAUUUAAUAACUUGUCACUAAUUAGGAGCACUAUUUAUGAAUGAGUAUGUUUUUGAAAUGACAUGUUCGCAUGUAAAGACAGUCUGAUUAUUAUAAAACUUAAUUAUUGAGGUAGGUUUCAUUUUGUUGUACAUAAAAUAAUUAUGAUGUAACUACAAGAAAUGACUUUAAUUUGUGCAAUAUGUAGAUUAAUCAAGAAAGCAUAUAUUCAUUGUUCAGUAUUUGAAAUAUAUAGACAGCUAAAACACAGAUAAGCAAAAAGUAACUAAUACAGUAGGUGAGCCCCUCUUCAUUAGAAGUUUAAUACUUGCCAUGCUAGUUAUUAGAGCUCUAAUCCCCUCUUCCAUGCUUUUAAUAGAAAUUCAAGCACCCUCCCCCAUACUUCCAUUACAAAUACUCACUGCUUGAAAUAUUGAUGUAUAUAAACAGGUGCUAUGAAAAGGCCAGUCUUUUCAAUUUGUAUCAUGCCCGACUAUUAUACCUGUAAAUCUUGUCUGUUGCAAACUGUCAAGUGGGAAUUAAAAUACGAACAUUUAUUUGUUGGCAUCCAAUUUAGCUCUCUAGCAUCACUAAAAAUUUGAUUUUUUUGGUUUUUCAUGGUAUUUUUCAUACAUAGGUAGCAUAUUUUGGUUUAUUCGGGAGCUUUUGUGCCAGGUUAAACAGAAAAAAAAGUUUAAAAAAAAGAGUCAACUCCCCUGCAUUCAUAAAGCUUCAUGUAAAUAAUAAACUGCCAGAGUUUAGUAAUAAAUUCUGAUUUUGUUCCUUUACUUUUUAUGCAACUGGGGCAUAUUGAUUUUGGACUGUCUGUCCGUGUUUUGUCAAUAAAUUAUACACAGUAAAUUGUAAUAAAAUUGCAGUAAAUAAUACAGUGAUGCCAUGUCUACACUGUUAACUUUCCAUGAUCAACCCAUUCACCCCUAGGGAACCCCUGAAGAAGAUAUUUAUCAUAUAGCCAUUAUAACAGCCAUUGAGACAUGCAGUUACUAGAAAAGAACUUAUUUCAACUGGCUAAUACUAUACUAUUCCGCCUUCAUUUCCCGUUUCAAGUUCCUGUCCUGGGUA
Molecule: messenger RNA, 8149 nt
Organism: Ruditapes philippinarum (Manila clam)
Lineage: Eukaryota; Metazoa; Mollusca; Bivalvia; Venerida; Veneridae
Product: trafficking protein particle complex subunit 9-like
Exons: 25
Coding region: 222-4037 (1271 amino acids)
Cellular component (GO): trans-Golgi network
Source: RefSeq, a predicted model, not a curated record